AUGACCAGCCACAUACAAGGCGUAUCCGUGGGGAAAAUAGCAUUCCCAAAACGCCAAACAUUCUGUUAUCCAACAACUGUGAACCGAUACAUCACCAGCCUCUCCCAACGAUAUCUUUACCACAACUCUCGAGCAACACUCACUCACCUCCCACGCCGCCCAACACCGAUUCUCUCCUCCCUCGUCCGUCCCCCACGGCCCCCAUCCCCCGGCGUAGGCGUAGUCUGCACCCCGCCGCCGCCGCGCCCGCUCUGGCCCCUCUGCGCCCUCAUCAUCUCCUGCUGCCUCCUGAGCAGCUCCCGCUGCUGCACCUCGUCGUACUCCAAGCUGUCGUCGACGUCGACGUCCGCCGUGAGCAUGCUAUCGUCGUCUAGACUCUGUUGCUGCUGCUGCUGCUGUUGUUGCUGGAGGCGUUGCAUCUGCUGUAUCUGGUGGAUCUGA
Colletotrichum paranaense is the source of this 441-nucleotide messenger RNA. RefSeq lists its product as uncharacterized. The record is from RefSeq and is a predicted model, not a curated record. The coding region runs from base 1 to 441 and encodes 146 amino acids. Lineage: Eukaryota; Fungi; Ascomycota; Sordariomycetes; Glomerellales; Glomerellaceae. The transcript has a single exon.